UCCCCUUUAACCAUAUUUGCACAGAAAAGAUCCAUCCUAUUUUCUCCAGAUUUCUUCAGCAUCAAUGGCGUCCUCGCCUCCGCCGCUGGAGCGACCGGGCGAGGAGGAGAUCGGCCGGGCGGCGAUGGUCCAGGCGCAGCAGCUGCCGCCGCAGCGGCGGAAGGGGAUCGGGACCAGGGCCUGGCUGAUCUUGUCGGAGCCCGGGGAAUCGCACGUCGAGGAGAUCGAGAAGCACUGCAUCAUGCGCCGGACCGGCCUCCCCGCGCGCGACCUCAGGGUGCUCGAUCCGGUGCUCUCGUACCCGUCCUCGAUCCUCGGCCGGGAGCGGGCGAUCGUCGUGAACCUGGAGCACAUCAAGGCCGUGAUCACCGCCAAGGAGGUCCUGAUGAUCAACACCAACAGUCCUCUGGUUUAUCAGUUCGUCCAAGACCUCCAGCACCGGGUUUCUACCUCCAAUUGCGCGUCUCAACAGGAAGUUGACGGCAUGACAUCGCCUGCUGGUGGGCAUCACAAGACAUUGCCAUUCGAAUUCAGAGCACUGGAAUCUUGUCUUGAAUCUGCUUGCCGGUGCCUUGAAUCAGAGACCAAGACCCUGGAGGAAGAGGCAUAUCCAGCUUUGGAUGAACUAACUUCCAAAAUCAGUACACUCAACCUUGACCGUGUUAGACAAAUAAAGAGUCGUCUAGUGGCCAUCUCUGGCCGAGUACAGAAGGUGAGAGAUGAGCUUGAACAUUUGCUGGAUGACGAUAAUGAUAUGGCUGAGAUGUAUUUGACAGAAAAGCUUCUUGCUCGGUCACUGGAUAAUGCUUCAAUCAGAGAGGAAGUAGACAAUAUCGCUCCUGAAAUAGAUGAUAAAAGGGCUGAAGAUUACAAUCAAGAAGAAGAAUUAGAUUCUGUAGUUUUGACCAGCUACAAGCCUAACAUUGAGGAGCUUGAGAUGCUUUUAGAAGCAUAUUUUGUCCAAAUUGAUGGCAUACUGCAAAAAUUGUCAGAUAUGAACGAUUAUGUGGAUGAUACUGAGGAUUGCAUCAAUAUAAUGUUGGAUGAUAAGCAGAAUCAGCUGCUGCAGAUGGGAGUGAUGCUCUCUACUGCAAACAUGAUCAUAAAUGCGGGCAUCGUGGUGGUCGGAUUGUUCGGCAUGAACAUAGAAAUUAGCCUCUUCAGUGCUCAUUACAUAAAAUUUUGGGAAACUACCAUCGGCACUGUCGGAGGUUGUGUUGCAGUCUACCUGAUAGCUGUUGGGUGGGGUAUGAAAAGAAAGCUUUUGGCCUUAUAGAGCUCCCUUCCUCCUUCAAACGGAAGCUUUCUCUCGAAUACUGUUUUGCACUUGGCAUUUCGUUGUUUCAUUAUCGUCGUAAAUGGCACUGACCGAAAAGCACUGACCGAAGAAUGAACAUACGAGACUGCUUUCUUACGUGUUUUUGGAUUCUUCCGCAA
This is a messenger RNA of Syzygium oleosum, 1437 nucleotides long. RefSeq names its product magnesium transporter MRS2-F-like. The coding region runs from base 65 to 1276 and encodes 403 amino acids. Gene Ontology annotation, molecular function: magnesium ion transmembrane transporter activity. The record is from RefSeq and is a predicted model, not a curated record. The transcript is spliced from 6 exons. Lineage: Eukaryota; Viridiplantae; Streptophyta; Magnoliopsida; Myrtales; Myrtaceae. Gene Ontology annotation, biological process: magnesium ion transport.